Messenger RNA from Ylistrum balloti, 9037 nucleotides. Its product is annotated as obscurin-like. The transcript is spliced from 30 exons. The coding region runs from base 285 to 6833 and encodes 2182 amino acids. Gene Ontology annotation, biological process: protein phosphorylation. NCBI's taxonomy places the organism in Eukaryota, Metazoa, Mollusca, Bivalvia, Pectinida, Pectinidae. The record is from RefSeq and is a predicted model, not a curated record. Gene Ontology annotation, molecular function: protein kinase activity; ATP binding; protein binding.
CACGUGGUCGGGGAAUAUGUCGUCUGUUCACUUCGGAGAGAAAACAUGGAUAUCGAAGGUUUAGUGUGUGAUUCGUGAGGACUUAUUCAUCGUGAAGUUUCGUUCGUGCUGGAGUACCCAUUGCAAGACCAGAACUUUCGUCGCUGACCCCAAGUUCAGCCCAUCUUCGCUGGAACCGUGUUUACCUACCUCCCUAUGACCAACCUGAUCGUCCAAUCAGCUACCAGGUAGAGGUCCAAGACCUGCCCCACAGACGGUGGCGCCCCCUGGCCCGGGGUAUCAGGAUGGAGGAAUAUGAGGUCAAGGACAUGUCCCCUGAUAAGGACUACAUGUUUAGAAUCCGGGCAGAAACUCCAGAUGGUGACCUCAGUGAACCCACACCACCUAUUCCAUACUACAGAACUCAUGAACAUAAGGAGCAUGAACCACGCCGACAAGCUGACCUUACAGUUCUUAAGGAGGAGUUCUCCGUACCGAACAGAUCUUACGUUGAACACCUUACCACGUACAUUCCACCUAGACUACCCAUUGACAAACCAGAGCUUCGAGAGAUAAGUCAAGACACUGUAUCAUUGUCAUGGAAACCAGCUAAAGUUCCAGAGAAGAUAAGGAGCUCUUCUAACUUGACAUAUGUCAUAGAAUGUCGCACUCCACCAAACUAUGAAUGGCGGGAAUUGAAGUCAGGGCUCACCUCAACAUCAUUCACUCUCAACAACCUUCACCCACGUAUGGAUUAUAUGUUCAGAGUCCGAGCUCAUAACCAGUAUGGUUUCAGUGAGGCCAGUCUCCCAAUCUCACUUUUCAGGCCGAUUGAACUUGAUGAUGAUGAUGUGGAAUAUGAUGACUAUGAUGAUGAAUAUAGAAAUACAUACAAUGACACAGACGAAGCUCCAAUGAAAAUCGAAGAAGCUCCACCAAAGCUACCAAUGGAAACCCCAAGGAUCACAGAUCAUGGAGAAUCAGCUCUGCUCAGUUGGCUCCCAGCUAGAAUUCCAGCAUAUGCAAAGAAAACUCCGAUUACGUAUAUAGUAGAGGUAAAAGAACCUCCAGUCCAGGGAUGGGCAAGAACUGCAAGCGGUAUUGUGGAUACCAGCUUUAUGGUAGAAGGAAUUCUGCCCAAUAGGGACUAUCAAUUCCGUAUUAGGGCCGAGACACAAUUUGGUACCAGUGACCCAACACUUUCUGCAGUGCUGGACAGGACCAAAGCUCAAAUCCAGGAUUCCAUAGAGGAUGAGGAUGAUUUGGAGAAUUACAAACCAAGAAAAAAACCUUCAGUUAAAAAACAAAGACCAUCUGAUCCAUCAUCUCCAUUGUCUCCUAUCAAUGAUUUUAGACCAAGGCAAAGGUUGUCUAAAUAUGCAUCACGCCUGCAAGAGGCUUCAAGUAUAGAUCAUUUGUCUGAUGACGAUGAUGCAUAUACCCCGAAAAAAAGGCAAACGUCGUCCAAAUAUUUGUCAUCGAAAAGCUCCUAUGACAGACAGUCUUUGAAGUCAACAUCUAUUGAUGAAGAUAUGUACAGUAGGCCGAAAAAGAGACCAACAAAACCAGCAACACAAAAUGACAAUUUGUUUUCUGAUGAAGAGGAGGAAAUGCCAUCCAAGUCUCGAUUCUCUAAAUAUUCUUCCCGUAAUAAAAAGUCGACAGGACUUAGAGACUAUUCCUUUGAUGAGGAAGAUUUUUCAGCAAACUCAAAGUACUCUAAAUAUUCUUCUCGUGCAAAGAAACCUUUAUCAACCAAUUACUCAUCUGAGGAAGAGGAUUAUGUACCAUUUACCAGGUAUUCUAAAUAUGCGCGACCAAAGAAGUAUUCAUUUGAGGACGAUUUCUCAGACGAAGAGGACUAUCAACCAAGACCAAGAUCUAAACGUAUGCCAAAAAAGAAGUACAUUUUGGACGAGGAUCUAUCUGACGAGGAAUACGAACCUUUCCGGCCUAGAUAUUCAUCCCGCAGUAAACGGGACAACCCUGAUUUCUAUGAUGAUGAGCCUUAUAGCAAUAGGUAUAAAUCACAUAAGUAUCGAUCAUCAUUUGGUGAUGAUUCUUACGAAUCUGCUGUAUCAGCUAAAUUCCGUUCACGGCGACACACAACAGAUCUGUCUCCUUUGUCAAUGGAGGCAGCAGAACUACGUUCACGCCGACGCCAUGACGAUGCACCUUUAUCUGCCGAUUCAUUAUCUCGUGGUUUGUGGACAAGAACGAGCCCUCCAAGGACUCUAGAUCUUCCUUUCACCAGGGAAUUUUUGGAGAUUCUGAAGGGCUCUAUGGAUAAAAAAGAUAAAAAGCAAACAACAUACUCUCCAGAUGGGUCUGCCUCCUACAAACCCGCAGAUAAACCAUCACCGUGGCAACAGGAAUCAUCUUCUAAUCUCCCCAAGGAAAAAUCUCGACUUGCGAGUCGUGACAAGCGCCGUAAUGACCCAGAUGACCUUCCCCAGGCUGUGUAUCUAGACUCUGUACUUACAGGAGUGCCACCAAGAAUGCCAUCAUCUCGUCCAAUGAUCACGAACCAGGCAGGUAACCUUUUGACCUUGGCCUGGCUGCCUGGACGUGUACCAUCCUAUGUGAAGGGUUCCAACAUGACAUACCUAGUGGAGAUGAAAAAGCCACCGAGCAACUUGUGGCUGAAAUUGAUAGACAAUGUUGAAGAGACAGAGUUUGAUGUAUAUGACCUUCAAGAAGAUCAGGACUAUAUGUUCCGAGUCAAAGCCAAAAAUGAGUUUGGCUGUAGUGAACCAACUAUGCCUCUCUCCAUUAUAAGGAACAAAGAUGACUACAUUGGUACAGCUGUACUUAGUAGAUCUGGGUCACGAGGAAGUUUGGACAGCCCCUGGACAAGGUCUAGAGCUUCUUCAGUUGACAGUCUGUUGGAAUCUGUGCCCACCAAAGCCUGCAAACCUGAAUUCAAGCUACAAGAGGACACAUUCUACGGGGCAGAGGCCAGACCAGUCACAGUAUCUUUACAGGUGAAAGGCUUUCCCUUACCUAAACUGAGAUGGUAUUUCCAAGGGAGAAAACUCAAGCUUGGAAACAGAUACAAAUCAUUUAUCACUCCUAAUGGCAUCGCCACAUUGGAAUUUUCACGAAUGAGUGAGAAGGAUGUUGGAGAAUACAAAUGUCGUGCAGAGAAUGACCAAGGAAUGAGCGUCAGGAUAUUCAACCUGGAAAUGUCAGAUGCUCCAACAUUCCUGGAGCCACUGAGAAACAUAGUGGUUGACCAUCGUGGAAGUGGCAAAUUGGAAUGUCGUGUUGAUGGAAUUCCCUCACCGACUGUCAAGUUCAUGAAAGACUGGCGUCCCGUGACUGAAUCCUCGCGUGUCAGGAUUGUCAACGAAGCACCAGACUACUGGUCACUUACUAUCGAAAAUGUCAUGAGCAGUGACUGCGGUCAAUAUCAGUGUGUUGCGGAAAAUGUGUCUGGUAAAGCAGUCAGCUCGGCCAAAAUCACAGUGGAAGAGGUGUCUAGUGAAGAACGAGUGCCACAUUCCCAGGGUCUACAUUAUCGUGAGGCUCCUGUUGAGGACUUCUAUUACAUACUGGAGGAGCUUGGCAGGGGACGCCAUGGUGUAGUAAGAAGAGUGCUUGACAAGUCAACAGGGAAACAGUAUGCAGCCAAGUUUAUCCCUGUGGCUGAUCCAGAGAUGAAACAUUUCUUCAGACAGGAACUUUACAACCUCCGAACUGCCUCUCACAAAAAUGUGGUUGAUGUGGUUGAUGCCUUCCAAUCAAACAGAAGCUUAGUGAUCAUCACAGAACUUGCUAGCGGAGGUGAACUUCUUGACCGUGUCCUGUCACUAGAAAACUGGACAGAGAGUGAUGCAGCCUUCUACAUCCGACAGCUUCUAGAGGUCAUCAAGCAUCUUCACCAUCAACAGGUCUACCAUUUGGAUAUCAAGCCUGCCAAUAUAUUGCUGGGUGCUGCUGACUCAGAUGAGAUCAAACUGAUCGACUUUGGUCUGUCUCGCCGCAUUCUGCCUAAUCAGUCUGUUCGUUGUAACUACGGUACCCCAGAGUUCACUUCCCCUGAACAAGUCUGUAAUGAAGUUCUGUCAUCUGCCUCAGACCUCUGGAGUGUGGGUGCACUUGCAUACCUCCUUGUGUCUGGGAUAUCAGCCUUCCAGGACCGUACAGACAAAGAUAUUCUAUCAUGGGUAGAGACCUGCGACUGGGAGUUUGACGAUGAGGGAUUUGAACUGGUAUCCAAAGAGGCCAAAGAUUUCAUCAACAAACUGUUGGUUCUUGAACCGAGUGAGCGUCUAUCACUGGAAGAGUGUAUGGACCACGCCUGGAUCAAGAAUGCAACAAACCGUGGUCAAGGACCGAGACUGAACAUCGAGCACCUAACUACAUUCCACAAACAGAACAAGAAAGAGAGGCUUUUGAGCGCCCUUCAGACAUGUGCUCGUGUCCAGAGCCUAAAGGCCAUCAUCAAUGAUGACCUUGAGGAAGAGGAUACAGGUUUAUACCCUAUGAAGGACAAGAACUCUGGCGAAAUGAUCUACCCAGACUCGCAACCCUAUGGUAAAUUCCUCGACCAAGAGUCUUGGGCGGAUUGGCAAGUCCGCUACCAUCAAGGGGGCAACACCUUACUUGUGCCUCUAGCUGAGCCUGACUACACGGCUCGCGUACGUGAGUACAAGGAGGCUGCUGGAGAGAGUGACUAUUCUGAGGAGGGAUCGUCAGAUGGAACGAUGAAGGAACGGAGGUCAGUGAAGGAUGUUGAGCAAGAAUAUGUUUCUAGCAGCAACCCUUGUCUACAAAAAGAACUAGAGUGGGCUCUUGUAGCAGAGGAAUUCAAACAGCAACAACAAACACCCGAGGAACUCUUCGACAAGGAACAGAUUGAUCCUGCAAAGUUGCCAUUGUUUGUGACAAAGCUCCGAGACCAUGCCUUCAUGCCAGGUGAGACUGUGACCUUGACCUGUCAAAUCCAGAGUGAGGCUACACCUUCUGUCAACUGGUUCCGUAAUGAAGAACAGGUAUCUGAAGGUAAUCGCCUUCGGACUUCCCUCUCAGAAGACGGCACAGCAACCUUAACAAUUGAACUGUCCAAGCCGUUUGAUGAGGGUGUGUACAAGUGUGUGGCGAGGAACCAGACAGGAAAGUCUACUAGCUGGGCAAGAGUCUUAGUUGGAGGUGUGACAGAGGCGCCUGGACGACCAGUUGUGGCCCAGGUUUCUAGCUCGGAGGCCUUACUGGUUUGGGAGCCCCCCAUGGCUGAUUCUAAUACUCACGUCACUGGCUACAGGAUAGACUAUAGGAAAUCUGGAGACGAAACAUGGACUGUUGGAGCCAACGUCAUUGAUGAGUGUUGCCUAGUAGCCGGUCUACUUCAGGGUCGGAGCUACAGGUUCCGUGUGGCAUGUGUAAACAAAUUUGGCAUUAGUCCCUACAGUGUAGCUUCAACAGAGGUCAAGACAAGAUCUGACCCAGAUGCCAAGAUCACAGUUGACAAAUAUAUGGCUGCCAUCCUUGCUAGACAAAAGGAAGUGGAGACACGCCCCUCCCCAACCUCAAGCAGGAAGGGGUCAGAGGUCAACUCCACGGAACUUUCACUGAUGGAGGGCUCCCCUGAAGAUACCUAUAGCUUCUUAAACACUCUGUAUAGUGGUGGUUUCUCUGACCUCGUAUGCUGUAGAAAGUCCGAUACCAAUGUUCUGUACCUUGGAAAGAUUGUCCAUGUUCAGUCUGACGAUAUGGAGACAGCCAAACAUGAAUAUGAAAUUUUAAAGACUCUCUGUCAUGAAAGAGUAGUCUCCCUUUAUGGAUGCCAUCUUUACAAGGACAGUCUUUAUAUGAUGCUUGAGUUCCUUUACGGACUAAAUGUCAUUCAGCAUCUGUCCUUCAAAACAAAAUACACUGAGGAUAUGGUUGCAAAGGUGAUGCGACAAGUCCUGGAUGGUGUUGAGUAUUUACAACAUCAGGGCAUUGUCCAUCUUAACCUCCAACCCAGCAGCAUUGUCAUGGUCAGUCGCAGACACUUGGACAUCAAACUUGUCGAUUUUGCUUUGGCCAGAAAGGUCGGCCAAGAGGGAGAGUUGAUGACUAUAGAAGGCUUCCCAGAAUUCAUUGCCCCAGAAGUUCUUGCCAAGGAACUAACCUCAUUCCCAGCAGAUAUCUGGACAGUUGGAACUUUGGCCUUUCUUCUACUGAGUGGUGAAUCCCCAUUUGUGGCACCCACAAAGAAGGAUGUAUACUCCAAUAUUGUGUAUAAUCGCUACGAUGCCCACGGGUUGUACGAGAAUGCUACAAGGGAGGCUCUCAAGUUUGUGUUCCAAAUCCUCAAGCGAACACCAAGAAAUCGUCUGACUGCUACCGGAUGUUUGGAGGAUAAAUGGCUUCAAGUGACCGAUGUCAUGACAAAGUGUCGUAAGGAAGUUGUCUUCUCGACCUCCAAAUUACGCACGUUCUCCCGACGAUACCUUGCAAACCGGGUCUUGGAUAUGUAUCCCAUGAUUCAUGAGGAAACACCAUCAGACACAGCAGAGGAUCCAGAAUUUGAUGAAGAUGAAGAAGAAGAGGAAACAACCAGCCAUGUUGUCUUAGAUGAAACUGCAGAGGAACAACAGAUAAAAGAAACAAGUGACUCUGUGGAGCAACCAAUCACCAAUGAGGUAACAACUGAUGAUUUGGAUGAACCUAUAGAAAAUGAUGUUAUUCCUGAAUCUGAGGAGUCUGUGGAAACUGAAGUAACAUUAUCAGUACCAGAAGACUCGCAGGAAGAAAAGACAACAGAAGGAAUUAAACAAUUAGCUGAUGAUAUUGUUGCUUCUGCCAUGGAUGCAGCUCUACAAACUCCUGAAUCAAAUUCUGGUGACGCAACUAGUGAUGCUUGAACAUAUAACCUGUGUUUUUAAUGGAGAUGUGAUUCAGCAUUGGCUUAGCAGUAAAACAUUUACGUCAUACCUGUGUAUAUCCUACUGAUGGAAAUAUCAUCGCUCAAUUUUAAGAUAUCUUUCUUAGUGAUUGAGCAAUAUUGGUGUGAUGUCAAGCUUAAGUUAGUAGAAAUAACAAUGAGAAGCUGUUUAUCAUGUCAUCGCCAAUCUGAGGGUGCUGAAAACAGAAACUUGGUGUUCCAAUUUUUUCGCGGGGAAUUCCGUUUUUUUCUACAACGGAAGUGUAACAAUUAUUUAUUUGCUUUUUUGAUGAGCUUUAAGUUAAUAUGUUGAGUUUUACUGUAUUCUGUUGAAUGUGGAUUUGCUGUAAAUUAUCGAAUUGAGGAAAUUCAUGAUGUUGUUCUCGAUAACCUUUGUAUAGGUACAAAACUUCAGCCAUAUUGUAUCUUCCAUAAUUUUAUAAUUAUAGAUGAUGUGUUAUUUAAAUAUUCAAAUUUAACUAUAAUAGAAACAUGGACAUUUUCGUUUUUAAUUGAGUAAUGUUGUAUAAAAAGUAGUGAUAACUAAACAUGGAAAACAAUAUGCCAUGGAGUAUUUAAUUUACAUAUUUAUUAUGGUAUUGAUUCAAAAAUUAUAAAACCUACUAAUGUAAUAAUAAUAUACUAUUAUUUAUAUAUGUCAACUGCUUUUGAAAUAUUUAUAGGUCAUUUACAUUUAUAUAUAACUUAAGAAGUCUUUCAUCUACUUUCAUCCUGUAAAUAUUAAAAUGUCCAAGUUUGGAUAAUUUUACAAUCUAUUCUGUGAAAUAAUUGCAGUCCAGAGCUAAUUUUGAGAAAAAUCUUAAGAUUUAGAAUUAUGUAUCUUGUGUGAUGUUACAAUUGGAUUGUCUCCCCUUUAACAUUUCAAUAUUUACAGGUAUAGCAUCUUCUGUAUGCUUCUGAGGCCUUAGUGAAAUAAACCAUAAAUUGUGAUACAAAUUUUAUUAGCAAUAUUCUACUGUUUUAAACACAUUUUAAUCGUGUGCUUAGAUAGAUAUUAAUGAUUGAUACUAAAUAUCCAUAUAUAAUGAAUAGAUACAGUUUUUAAUCUCUUGUAACAAAACUUCAUUAAUAUAUAUCAUAGGUAUGUUGAUAAUGAUAAUGUUUCAUGUUCGGUUUGAAUAUUCCAAGUUAUUCAGCAAAAUCUGUGCCUUUAAAUAAAUAACACCUUUCAGAUUUUGAUAACAAUUUCAUUAUUGUUGUAUAAGGUACAAUGUGUGUAGAUGCAUACUUGCAGUCAAUCAGAUAUUAAAAAAAAAAAGCAUGAUGAUACAGUAUGUUUUACUUGGAUAAAUCAUAGUGUUUUGUUAUAUAUAAAACUUUAGCAAACAUAACAAAGAAAUAAUGAUAUAAUUCUGAAAUUUGACAAGUUAACAUUUGUGGUGUUAUGUUACAAAACCGAUGAGAAAAAAUGUAUUGUCAAGCAGAUAUGGUGCAAUAAAAAUCAUCAAAUGCUGAAGACUUUACAUAUAGACCGUUCAACACUAAAUGGUUGAACUUUUUUUAAUGUGGUUUUUCUAUGGGAGAACUACUCCUUGAGGUUCUGUGUUAAGAUGCCCAUCCAACUGUAAUAUAUUUGGUCAAACAACAAGACGAGAAAGUUAAAAGGAUACAUUGAUUGAGGGACAGGUUUUCUGUCUCCGUGACUCCUCCUGUGUUCCAUGUCAUCUCACCCAGGAAUGUCGGUGUUCUGGUGACAUGAAAAAAAAUGGACACACUUUAUGGCUGACCUAUGACUGGAUCUUUAUUCUAUUUUACAAUGUUUGUCUUACCAUGUGAACAUUUUAGAAUUUUUAAAAAUGAAAUACUCAAUCUUAUGAUCAGAUAUAGGAUAUAGUAGCAAUGAUAACUAUUAGUGGUCAUAUUGUUGAUUGAAGACUAACCAUGAGUUUACCUGUUACGGGAUUUUACCUGUAUGUGGACUAUACCUGGGAAUAGGGUCUGUCUGUAGUUUGUACCGACACGUUGUGCUGUCUGGAAUUUACAUGAAAUUAAAUUGUUGUACAGUUCAUCAGGAAUUUACACUGUACAUGUGCUAUGUAUACUUCCUGGUGUUUAAAUAUGGGUACUUAAUCACAGUCCUCUCUCAUUUUAUAUGUAAUGUGUUUCUUAAUUUAUAUGUGUGCUGUUUUCUUUUUCAGAAAUAAAAAAAAUAGUUUGAGGAAA